UUGCGUGGUGUCUUAGAUGCUUUACGAAAACCUGCAGAUUCAAAAAUGUUUUUGUUUGGUACCAGAGCCUUGGAACAGUUUGUGGAUCGUCUUAUUGAGUGGCCACAGUAUUGCAACCAUAUUUUGCAAAUAUCCCAUCUGCGCGCCACACAUUCAGAGCUUGUUGCUUUCAUUGAACGGGCUCUUGCGCAGGCCAACUCAGGAACUGCAGAGGAUUUGUUGCAGCAUGGCCCAUCUUCUUGAUGGCGGAGCUCAUUCGACAGUGGGUCUUGUGACAACCUUGAUUUCUGUUAGUUGCAUUAUUGCAGCUGAUACAUAUGCUUUUGUGGGUGGCCAGGUAGUCAUGCUUCCAAAGUUUGAUCAAGUGGACCUCUUUUCUCUCUUGAUUAUAAUUGCAAUAUUCAAUAAACAUUAAUUAUUACAAUGUUGAUUCCAACGGUGUAUACUUCGUUUUCUGGAAAUGGGUAGUCAUGAAAUUACCUUAUUAGUUACCAUUAUGUGUUGCUAAACUCUUAACCCAUCUAAAUCAAAUCAGCUACUUUGG
Molecule: messenger RNA, 544 nt
Organism: Rubroshorea leprosula
Lineage: Eukaryota; Viridiplantae; Streptophyta; Magnoliopsida; Malvales; Dipterocarpaceae
Source: the annotation of a GenBank genome assembly